AUGAGAUUAAUUACCAUCCUUUUCUUCUGCUCCAGGCUGCUAUCAAGUUUAAGUCAGGAGUCCUUCUCACAGGAAAUUGACUGCAAUGAUGACGAUGUACUGAUGGCUGUGGAUGCUGCUCUGAAGAAAUAUAAUGACGGAAACCAAAGUGGCAACCAGUUUGUAUUGUAUCGUAUAAGUAAUGCCACCAAGAUGGAUGACUUCGAUACAUUUUAUUCCUUCAAGUACCAAAUCAAGGAGGGUGAUUGUCCUGUUCAAAGUGGCAAACCCUGGCAGGAAUGUGGCUACAAACAAUCUGCAGAUGCUGCCACAGGAGAAUGCACAGUCACCGUGGCAAAAAAAAAUAGGACAUUCACCGUAGCUACCCAGACCUGCCAGAUCACUCCAGCGGAGGGACCUGCACUGAUUUCCCAGCACACCUGCCGUGGUUGCAGGUAUCCCAUAUCAACAGAGGACACCAACGUGAAAGAAAUCCUGAAACAUGCUGUUUCACAUUUUAACAACAACAGUGCUCGUUCCCAUCUCUUUGUUCUUGGAAAAACAAAUCGCGCUUAUAAAGAGGUGGUAGAUGGAUGGAACUUUGAUGUUUCCUACUCAAUUAUGCAAACAAAUUGUUCCAAGGCAGACUUUCCAUUAUUAACUCCAGACUGCCAGAUCCUUUCCAAUGGAGUGAUCGCUACAUGCACAGAUAGAGCAUACAUUGACCUUUCGCAAAGAAUUGCUUCCUUCUCACAGCAAUGUUACUUCUUACCAGAGUACGAUUUUGAUGCAGGCCGUUGUAUAGGCUGUCCCAAAGAUCUACCUCUCAACAGCUCAGAUCUGAAUGAGAUUCUGAAUCAUACGUCCACAAAGCUUAAUGCAGACUAUGGUAGAACAUUCUAUUUCAAGAUUGACAAUGUGAAAAAAGCCACAGUCCAGGUGGUGUCUGGACUGUCGUAUAGAAUAAAAUUCACUGCCAAGGAAACCAUUUGUCCCAAGGAAAGUAACACAAAGUUUACCAGUAGUUGUGAAACCAAAGAACCUGGGCAAGUUCUAAUCUGUGAUGCUAACAUUUAUAUAGUACCUUGGAUGAACAAAACUGAAUCUACUGUCAACUGUGACCUCAAAACAGUGGUAUGA
This is a messenger RNA of Talpa occidentalis (Iberian mole), 1119 nucleotides long. Its product is annotated as kininogen-1-like. Gene Ontology annotation, cellular component: extracellular region. Gene Ontology annotation, biological process: negative regulation of endopeptidase activity. The record is from RefSeq and is a predicted model, not a curated record. Gene Ontology annotation, molecular function: cysteine-type endopeptidase inhibitor activity. The transcript has 9 exons. Bases 1 to 1119 code for a protein of 372 amino acids. NCBI's taxonomy places the organism in Eukaryota, Metazoa, Chordata, Mammalia, Eulipotyphla, Talpidae.